AUGGAAAAGAACCGCCAUUUCCAUCUUCCUAAUAGAGGGCGAGGGCUCCUCACACGCCUAGACCAAUUCAGAUUCAAAGAGGACUACCGCAGCAGACUCCCAGACAGCAUCUCGCGCUUCACAGGAUACCGUCCACCAGGGGCAAGCCCACCAUAUGCCCCUCUCCCCUUCCCCCCCUUUAUCUGGCUCACCAAGAUCCCACUGAAAUACGAAAUCUGGCUCUUCGCCUGGAUCGGCGCAUUCGGCGGGAUCCUCCUAAUCGAAGCCAUCAUGUCCACAAGCACAGCGUUCCGAGACAUCUACAACACGCCGACAAUUGUAACCUCCUUUGGUGCAUCCGCGGUCCUCCUCUUCGGGGUUAUUGAAUCGCCCGUUGCGCAGCCCAGAAACUUUGUUUUCGGCCAUUUCUUGUCUGCGCUUGUGGGGACUUGUAUCACGCGCUUGUUUGUGCUGAAUUCCCAGUAUCAGGGGUAUCUGGUGAACAAGCAUUUUCAUCCUUCGACGUUCGUUAAUGGUGGACUGUCUAUGGCGACUUCGUUGCUUGUUAUGUUGGUUACCGGGUGUGCGCAUCCACCGUCUGGCGCAACAGGCCUAAACGCCGCAGUGCAGUCAGAUAUAGUGUCUCUCUCUUGGAGAUACCUACCGACAGUUCUCGCCUCAUCUCUUAUUAUGCUCGGGUGGGCUCUUAUCAUCAAUAACCUAGGGCGCAGGCGCUACCCACUGCACUGGUGGGCUGCUGGGGUGACGUUUGUCCGGAGCCCGGAUGAUGAGAACCACCAGGCGAUGCGGCAGGAUGAGGAGGCUCAGGCUGUAGAGGAAGAGCGCGAGGAGCAUGAAGAGGGGAGUCUCGCGGUCGAAAGUGACGUUGGUAAUGCGAGUUUUGAGCCUUCUUUUACUCGUCAGCCUAGGAGCCUUUCGUAG
Molecule: messenger RNA, 921 nt
Organism: Aspergillus puulaauensis
Lineage: Eukaryota; Fungi; Ascomycota; Eurotiomycetes; Eurotiales; Aspergillaceae
Product: HPP family protein
Exons: 2
Coding region: 1-921 (306 amino acids)
Source: RefSeq, a predicted model, not a curated record